AUCCAAUCCCGGAAGUAGCUAUCUAGUUGACAAAUUUAAACAUGGUAGCGUCCGUAAUGUCACGCCGGUAGAAUAUUUGUGUCUUUUUCGAGCAAAGUAUAGUUUUUAUGAAUUAAUUGUAACGUUUUUGCAUUAGAAGUAUCUUUGGGUGACUUUUUAUAUAUAAAUGUUGGCGUCACUGGUUUUCAACGUGACGAAGGUCAGACAACUUUUCUCUCGGUGCAGGACGCUGUCCACCGACACGCCGAUACCAGGGAAUGGCUCUCACGGUGCCCCCACCGACACGCCGAUACCAGGGAAUUGCUCUCACGGUGCCCCCACCGACACACCGAUACCAGGGAAUGGAACUGACGGUAUUGACACUGAUACACCGAUACCAGGGAAUGGCUCUCACGGUGCCCCCACCGACACGCCGAUACCAGUGAAUGGCUCUCACGGUGCCCCCACCGACACACCGAUACCAGGGAAUGGAACUGACGGUAUCGACACUGAUACACCGAUACCAGGGAAUGGCUCUGACGGUGCCCCCUCCGACACACCCGUCCAGCCUGAGCCCAAGAGACCCUGGAAGGACCCCAUCAGCUGCUCCGUGUUCCUCUUCCCGGGGCAGGGCAGCCAGUUUGUGGGCAUGGGACGCGGACUGUUGAGGUACCCCAAUGUUGGAGAAAUGUUCAAGGUGGCCCAGAAAAUCCUCGGCUACGAUCUUCUGUCCCUCUGCCUAGAGGGACCCAAGGAGGAACUGAUGAAGACGGUUCACUGUCAGCCGGCUGUGUUUGUCACGUCCCUGGCUGCCGUGGAGAGGCUAAACCAGGAAAACCCCAAAGCCAUUGAGACGUGUGUUGCAGCCGCUGGUUUCAGUGUGGGAGAGUUUACCGCGUUGGUCUUCUCCGGGGCUCUGACCUUUGCAGAAGCGCUCUAUGCAGUGAAAGUGCGCGCGGAGGCCAUGCAGAGAGCGUCGGAGCUGGUCCCCAGUGGGAUGCUGUCAGUGAUGGGCAAACCUCAGGCGCAGUAUAAACUAGCCUGCCUGCAGGCGAGGGAGCACUGUAAGACUUUAGGCUUGGCGGAGCCUGUCUGUUCCGUGGCUAACUAUCUCUUCCCCGACGGCAGGGUCAUCGCCGGGCACAAGGAGGCACUGGGUUUCCUGCAACAGAACUCCAGUCGUCUUCAUUUUGCGAGGACAAAAAUGCUGCCGGUGAGCGGGGCGUUCCACACUGACCUCAUGGCGUCGGCCGCUGAACCCCUCAAAGAUGUUCUCAGACAGCUGGAGGUGCGACGUCCGGAGAUCAACGUGUACUCCAACGUGGACGGCAAACGCUACAUGAGCGGCGGGCACGUGCGGCGGCAGCUGGUCAAGCAGCUGGUGUCGCCCGUCAAGUGGGAGCAGUCGCUGCAUGAGAUUUUUGAGCGUGGGCAGGGUCAAAAUUUCCCGCACACCUUCGAGGUGGGACCCGGGCGGCAGCUGGGCGCCACGCUGCUCAAGUGCAACCGCAAGGCCUUCGGCGCGUACACGCACGUGGAUGUCGUCGUGGAAGACGCAGGUCCUGAUUGACAUUUAUUAUAAUUUUUUUAUUGAAUAAAGAGACAAUUUGAAGUAAGAA
This is a messenger RNA of Nerophis ophidion (straightnose pipefish), 1598 nucleotides long. It is a transcript of the gene mcat, whose product is annotated as malonyl CoA:ACP acyltransferase (mitochondrial). The record is from RefSeq and is a predicted model, not a curated record. Gene Ontology annotation, molecular function: transferase activity. Lineage: Eukaryota; Metazoa; Chordata; Actinopteri; Syngnathiformes; Syngnathidae. The transcript has 5 exons. Bases 167 to 1549 code for a protein of 460 amino acids.